AUGUUUUUUUCUUUCUGUAGAUUUUCUGUUUUUGCUUUGGGGUCACGGGCUUACCCGAAAUUUUGCCAAUUCGGUCAAGAUCUUGAUGAACAUCUGAGAAAGCUAGGAGCUGUCCAAAUCCAUGAAGUCGGAAAAGGGGACGAACUCUGUGGUCAGGAAAAUUCGUUCAAAGAGUGGGCUUUCGGUACUUUCAAAGCCGUGUGUGACAUCUUCUCUAUCGAAGUAGCAGACAACCUCCUGGCGACACUAACAGCGUCUGACAUUAAAUGGCAGCCAUCGAUUUACCGAGUCCGGCCAGUGGCAAAUACGUCACUAAAUAUUACACAAGCCCUGAGCGAAACACACAACCAAAACGUCGUCAACUGUCGUCUGAUCAGCCGACAGAAUCUGCAAUCAAAUGAUUCCAAUCGGGAAACCAUUCUUGUCAAACUGGAAAUUGCUCCAAAUCAAGAAAUGAAGUACAGCCCCGGAGAUCAUGUCGGUAUCUUUGCAUUCAAUUCGACCGAAGACGUUGAGAUUGUUAUGAAUCAUGUCCUGGACAGACCUCAGGAUUUCGUUGAUCUCAAAGUGCAACGGCAAGAUUCCGGUUUUUGGAAGGAUCAAAAGCGAACGCCAUUUUGUAACCUGCGAACCUCUCUGACAUAUUUCUUGGAUAUCCACAGUCCCGUAUCACAGUCUUUGAUGGAAGCAUUAGCCACGAUGGCCACCAGUGAAGAAGAUAAAAAAGUCCUCACUUGUCUUUCAAAGGAUGUCAACGCCUAUCAAAAAUGGAGAUUGUGCUGUGGCCUCAGUUUUGUUGAACUGCUGCAAGAAUUUUCUUCACUUCAAUUCUCCGCCGCCUUCCUACUGACCCAACUUCCGGUCCUGCUGCAACGAUUUUACAGCAUCAGUUCAUCUCAGUUACAUGUUCCCAACCAGAUUCACAUAACUGUAGCCGUGCUCAAGUACACUACACUCAGUCCAAAAUGCCCACGUAAGAAAUUCGGCUUUUGCAGCAACUGGCUCAAUGAAAUACCAAUCGGAUCAGAAGUACCCUGUUUUAUUCGAAAGGAAAAUUCAUUUCAUCUACCCGAAAAUUCUGAGCUACCUGUUAUUAUGGUGGGGCCAGGUACUGGAAUAGCUCCUUUUCGAAGUUUCUGGCAACAAAGAAAAGAAGAAAAAUCUUCUGGUUCUACAAAAUCAGGUAAAAUGGUUAUGUAUUUUGGAUGUCGUCGGCUUGACCAUGACCACAUCUACCAAGAGGAACUGACCAUCAUGCAAUUUCAGGGCAUCUUGGACAAAGUCCAUGUUGCUCUUUCUCGACAGCCUGAAAUCCCAAAAACUUACGUUCAAAACUUGAUGGAGGCAACUUCUUCUGAAAUCUACCAACUCCUGGUCGUUGAAGGGGGCCAUAUUUACAUCUGCGGGGAUGCUGGAAUGGCUGCUGAUGUCACAAAGAUGUUGAUGGAAAUCAUCAAAAAAGAAAACAAGAAUAAAAAUCCCGAUGCGGUCAUGGAGAUUCUGAACAACGAGAACCGAAUACACAGAGAUAUCUUUGGAGCAUUAGCUCUUAAACUGAGUUCCGAAGAAUCGACAUCUGUUGCCUGCAUAAAAUGUUCAUAA
This is a messenger RNA of Acanthosepion pharaonis, 1602 nucleotides long. Lineage: Eukaryota; Metazoa; Mollusca; Cephalopoda; Sepiida; Sepiidae. The record is from the annotation of a GenBank genome assembly.